Neurospora tetrasperma FGSC 2508 is the source of this 3104-nucleotide messenger RNA. RefSeq lists its product as uncharacterized. Bases 286 to 2256 code for a protein of 656 amino acids. The record is from RefSeq and is a predicted model, not a curated record. Gene Ontology annotation, molecular function: FAD binding. NCBI's taxonomy places the organism in Eukaryota, Fungi, Ascomycota, Sordariomycetes, Sordariales, Sordariaceae. The transcript has 4 exons.
GCGCCAGCAUCCAGCUAUCAUUGGAGCCCCGGCACGCGGCUCGAUAUCGUCCAGGAGUCGAACCGAAUUCAUCCCGUAUCGUUCGAGAAUUCUAGACGAGGGCUCCCCUCUUUGGCGAAUCACACGGCGCCUCCCUUGUCACUGGCGCUUGGUGACAGCCUUAUUCCAUCUCGAUCCGAAUGCGUGAGCGAGGCUCAGCAGUAUUGUUGCGCCCAUACCUUCCAACAAGUCAAAGCUUAUCCAACAUCACCCUUGGGACCUUUGCGUCCCCCCUUUAAUACAACAAUGGCUCCCGGUGUCCUCGAGAAGCCCGCCGAGGAGCAACAAGGAGGCGACUUGCACAUGACCAACGCUGCUGACGACAGCUGUAUCGACCGUCUAACCUUGUUGAGGAGUAUGCCGGAACCGCCGGUAGAAUGUCAAGUGUGCGUGGUCGGCGCCGGCCCGGCUGGCCUGAUGCUGGCUUGCAACCUCGGCCGUUUCGGUGUCAAGGUGGAAGUGGUGGAUGACAGGGCAGACCAGACCCCAGUGGGGAGAGCCGACGGUCUGCAACCCAAGACGAUCGAGACUUUCCGCCAGAUGCGCCUGGCAGAUCCUCUACUACAACGCGGCGUUCGAGUGUACGACAUUGCUUUCUGGAGGAGUACAACGGACGAACCGCUCCACCGCCUUGGCCGAGAAAUUCACUAUCCCCCUAUAAUCGAUGUGCUGGACCCGUACAUUUUGUUGGUUCACCAGGGUAUGGUGGAAAGUCUGUUCAUCGAGGACUUGAAGAAGCGCGGUGUUGAAGUGCGGAGAAAUACCGCUUUCGACUCGUAUAGCGUUUGUGACGGAAACAAUGGGCCGCUCCAGGUGAACUGCCUAGCAAAUGUCACCCAGGAUCGCAAGACCAUAUUGACGCAAUAUUUGGUUGGAUGUGACGGCGCGCACUCCAAGGUCAGGAAAAGCAUCCCUGAUGCCAAGCCCAUCGGCCUAUCGCAGCCCUCGCUGUGGGGCGUCCUUGACGGCGAGCUCGAUACCGACUUCCCAGACAUUUGGUCAAAGACGUUGGUCUAUUCGCAAGAGCAUGGCUCUAUCUUGAUCAUUCCUCGAGAGCGGAACAUGACCAGAUUUUACAUUGAGCUGAAGAGCAGCACAAAGGGUGACAGAAAUAUGCUGGGGCAGGAGUUUGUGAUGCAGCGCGCCAGGGAAAUCAUGGCGCCCUUUAGUGUCAAGUGGAAGUACAUUGAAUGGUUUGGUAGGUACCAGAUUGGCCAGAGAGUUGCGAACCGCUUCCAGGACCCUCAUACCCGGGCCUUCUUGGCUGGCGACGCUAGCCACACUCACUCGCCCAAGGCUGCGCAGGGUAUGAACACAUCGAUGCACGAUGCCUGGAAUAUUGGCUGGAAGCUGAAUUUUGCCGCCCGUGGCCUUGCGAAGCCCGCGUUACUGGAGAGCUACGAACAGGAGCGGAGGAAGAUUGCGCUGGACUUGGUCAACUUUGACUAUGAGCACGCUAAUCAGAUUGCCGGAGGUGACGCUGUCGCUCUGGCUGAAAACUUCAAGACGAACGUUCGCUUCAUCUCCGGCAUUGGUGCGGAAUAUGGUGAGAAUGCUAUCAACAUGGUUGAGCCGCAGUCGUGGGUUAUGGGUGACGCCAAGCCCGGCUGCUUGCUCCCGCCCGCAAAGGUUACUCGCUACUUGGACUCGAAUCCGGUCGAUGUCCAGCUCGAUAUUCCCAUGCUGGGCCAGUUCCGGAUUUACCUGUUGAUGUGGGAUGUCCAUCAGUCGCGCAUCUUUCUGGAUGGUUUCUGCGCGGCUUUGAACUCGUCUGAUUCUUUGAUGAACCAGCUCUCGGCCGCCGCGAACAUUUCGUACGCCAAGCAGCCCCGUCUACCAGCUCCUGAGGAUAUCUAUCUCCGUCCGGAGCGGUAUACGGCCGUUAGCCAUUUGUUUACUUUUGGUUUGAUCACCACCAUGCCCAAGUCUGAAAUCGAAAUAACCGACCUCCCCGCCCUCUUCCAAGACAGCCGCUGGACCUUCUACCUUGACGACAUUCCCGAGCUUGACACCCGCGGCCAGCUGUGCACCAACAAGUGGCUCGGCAGUCUCGGCCCCGGAGAGGUGGCCAUCGUCAACGUCCGUCCCGAUGGGUAUGUUGGCUCUAUCGGCAGGUGGGACUCGAGCGUGGACGAUGCCGGUGAGGAGGCGGCCAAGUGGCUUGACACUUACUACGAUCGGUUUUUGCAGGUGCCUCCUUCUCCUGCGAUGGAUUAGGAGGUUGACGCGGAAGAAGAGGGCGUGGCAGGGGACGAGGAGGAGGAGGAAGAGGUUUGGAUCCGAAGAAUGAUUGUGUGUGGCAAAGGAAAAACAGUCAAAGAGGUACAUGAAGUGGACACGAUUGACAAGGAGAUUGAGAAGAGAGAUAUGGAGUUUUUGAAGGAGAUAGUGGAGAAGCUGGCGGCGGACUUUGAGAAUUGGCCCAAGAGAGAGAGGGAUGGCUGGAAAGGGCGGAUUAUAUCAAGAGGGAAAAAUUAAAGUUGGAACAUGAUAGCAAGAUGGCUGAGGAAAACGAGAACUGGUUGGAGGAGAGUGUUGGGAAUUGAAGCGGCGAAAGGGUUGCUGUUGAAACAUGGGAACGAGCAGACUAACGGGAAUGACCAAGACGCAGAAAGGACACCGAUCAAAGGACCUCGCGGAGUAAAGGCAGACUCGUGAGACUAGGUCUAGGCGGGAAAUUUUGGUGUAUAGAUGGUAUAGGAAGAACCAUUGAGGGCUGGGAGGCAGGUUUGUUUACUUUUCUACUCAUGCUGGAAGGACAAUCGGGAAGGAAGAUGGGGGGACAGAGCACUGGAGGGAGCAUCUUGGUUUGGUGGUGUCGAGUGAGGAAAAUAUCGUUCUUUUCGUCUUGGUAUGGGUUGAGUGAUAUUUCGGAUCCCUGUGUUGGCGGUGUUUGGUUUGGCGUAGAGGAGUUAGACUUAGUCCUGUCACGUAACCUGCUUCAUGUAUGUAUGUAACGGGUUGACGAACUGAAAAAGGAUUUGAGGACUUGAAUAGAGCUCUCGUCUUCGACUUGGAAACCCGGAAAUGAAGAUGAAAGAAAUUUGAGGAGUGACUGAUGUAUG